Thelazia callipaeda (thelaziosis nematode) is the source of this 1218-nucleotide messenger RNA. The record is from the annotation of a GenBank genome assembly. Lineage: Eukaryota; Metazoa; Nematoda; Chromadorea; Rhabditida; Thelaziidae.
AUGUCGCAGAAGUUGUUUCCAUGGGAGACUAUUACAUCUGUAGAUGAUGAUGGUACGGAGAGUACAUUGCUAAAUACUGCAAGAACUAGUUUAAUCAAAAAAGUCACACCAGAUAGACACUCACAAACAGCUGAGCAAACAGCUGAAGAAUUACGUGAAUUACGUGAAUUACGUAAAAGUCAAGAUGAUGGCACUGGUAUUACUUUGAUGCAGAAAAUCAGAGAUAUAUUCCCUUUAUUACGACGCAGUAAAGCAGCAUCGGCGCAGACUGUUGCAGAAGCACUUCCAGAAACAGCAGUGAUUACGGAAGGAAAAUCAUUAAAAGAAACAGUAGAGCCGAAAGAAAAGCAGUUAAAUAUAGACGUACGUCAUUUCCGUAGGCCACAUAUUCUAAUUGGGUCGGAUUAUUACUGGUUUAUAAUUUUCAAAGGGAUUAUAGCAUCACUUUGCGUAGCAUUAAAUACCAUUCAUUUAUUACAAGCUGUUGGAUUUCUUCCUUCAGCUUUUACUCUAUUCAAAUUUAAGACAAAUGAUUACAAUCAGUCAAUAACCUUAACAGUUGAUAAUAUCAACAAGUUGAUAGAAGAUCGCGUUGGUUUGGUUGUUCGAUGGAUACCGUAUUCAGAGCAAUAUAAUACUGAAGAAAAAUAUACAAAUUGCCCAAUUCUAAUUAAUAAUUAUCAAUGGUCUGAAUGGACAAAGUUUGGUCAUGGAGAUAACAAAGGUUGUGGCGUUACCAUAUAUGUCCGAUAUUAUCAUCUAAGAAUUUUAAAAACAAUUCGAACUACUGCCAUGAAAGAGAGUCUACAAACUCGCUGUCCAGCAACGGUACAGUACAAACGUGUAUGGAAUUAUGCGUGCUGUCCUGAAGAUGACACUUUUGAACCUCUUGAAAAUUACGCUGAUUUUCCAUACGAUGACUCAUUAUGUAUCGUGAAAUCAAGUUUACGAGUUGUUAGUGCAAGUCAUUUAUCGAAAGUUUGUUCGCAAGGUCAGCUGUGGGCACCAUUACCAAUGGCUGACAUUACAGUAUCCGACUCAUUCUAUCAAAGAAGCAAAAUUGUUAAGAGUUACGAAAUUCAACGUGGUAAGGCUUUGAAUAAUUAUUGGAUUGGUGUAGAACGAGUAAAUGGUACUAGAUGGUUGGUCAAUGGUCAAUUAAUCAACCUUGAUUCUGGCAGAAACUGUGCACCAAAUUGCUAUAAUAUGGUUUUUUGA